AUGUCUCGUCCACUUCACAGCGCACCGCCUUUCCGGGCCGAGCAAAUGGGCUCUCUGCUCCGGCCCAGCAACCUGCUGGAAGUGCGUUCAAAGAUCCGGGAAACGGGCAUCACGGAAGAAGAAGCUGGUCUCCCUGCCGUUGAGAAGAAGGCCAUCCACGAUGUGGUGCAAGUUCAGCGCGAUCUCGGUUACAAGGCUGUCACGUCGGGUGAAUUCAACCGUACCCGUUUCUGGGGCUUGAUGUGGGAUGAAUUCCAAGGUGUUACCCGCCUGCAGAAUGCCGACGCCUCCAUGUUCCGACUGUACCACCCUGACGUCGUCAGUCUAAUCGAGAAGGACCACCAUGUCAUGCCCGGAGAAUCAGUCAUUGCUGGCUCGAAAUUGUCCUGGAGUGUCGAGCAUUCUACUUCGAACCUGCAUGAGCUCAAGCUUGUCCAAGCAGCCCUCCCGGAAAACGAAUGGGGCAACAUCAAGCUCACCAUGAUUACCCCCGCUUGGUUCCAUAUGCGCUAUAAGCAGGGCAAAGCGUACAGCCCCGAGGCCUAUGCGAAUGACCAGGAGUACUUCGCCGGAGUGGCUGAGGUCUACCAGGCCGAACUCGAGGCACUGUACAAAGCUGGUCUGCGGAAUGUGCAAUUUGACGAUCCAGGCAUGGCGUACUUCUGCUCCAAGUCUUUCCGUCGGGGCUGGGAAGAAGACAAGGAUAACAUUGGCAGUGUCGAUGAUCUCUUCGAUGCCUAUGUGAAGCUUUACAACGACUGCCUGGCCAAUAUCCCUGCUGACAUGCAUACCGGUAUCCACUUGUGCCGUGGUAACUUCAUCGGUGGCCGCCACUUCGCCGAGGGUUCCUAUGAUAUAAUCGCAAAGAAACUGUUCGAGAACCUCAAUGUGGAUACAUUCUACCUUGAGUAUGAUACCGAGCGCGCUGGCGGUUUUGAGCCCUUGAAGUUCCUACCCAAGAACAAGAACGUGGUGGUGGGAAUUAUCAGCACGAAGCUACGUGAGCUGGAGGACAAAGAAACGAUGAAGGAGCGAGUCUACAAGGCUGCUGACUUUGUAGCCUCUGGUAGUGGCGAGACCCGCGAGCAGGCCUUGAAGCGCAUCUGCAUCAGUCCACAGUGUGGCUUCAGUACUCAUGAGAGCGGCUAUCCCUUGAGCUUCGACGAUGAGAAGAACAAGUUGAAGCUCGUCCGGCAAAUCGCCGACGAGAUCUGGGGUGAGGCCUAA
This is a messenger RNA of Penicillium diatomitis, 1227 nucleotides long. Its product is annotated as cobalamin-independent methionine synthase II family protein. Gene Ontology annotation, molecular function: 5-methyltetrahydropteroyltriglutamate-homocysteine S-methyltransferase activity; zinc ion binding. Bases 1 to 1227 code for a protein of 408 amino acids. The transcript has 2 exons. The record is from RefSeq and is a predicted model, not a curated record. NCBI's taxonomy places the organism in Eukaryota, Fungi, Ascomycota, Eurotiomycetes, Eurotiales, Aspergillaceae.